Messenger RNA from Sardina pilchardus (European sardine), 1193 nucleotides. RefSeq names its product peroxiredoxin like 2B (gene prxl2b). The transcript has 7 exons. NCBI's taxonomy places the organism in Eukaryota, Metazoa, Chordata, Actinopteri, Clupeiformes, Clupeidae. The record is from RefSeq and is a predicted model, not a curated record. Gene Ontology annotation, molecular function: prostaglandin F synthase activity. Gene Ontology annotation, biological process: prostaglandin biosynthetic process. Bases 107 to 712 code for a protein of 201 amino acids.
GCGAGGUUACAGAUGACAUGUUGCUAUAAACUGAGCAUGUAGUGAAUGUAUACUAAUGCACUGUUUUGACAGCUACCUCGGUAUUCGCAGACAAACGUAACCAAAGAUGGCACCCGUGGAUCUUGUGAAAAUAAGUUCAAAUGCACUGAAAAACGCUGCGUCAGGGGAGAGUGUGGAACUGCAGUCGUUGUGGCGAGAGCAGGCUGUCGUGCUGUUCUUUCUGCGGCGGUUUGGCUGUCAGAUCUGCAGGUGGACCGCUUCAGAGGUCAGCAAGCUGGAGCCAAGCUUGAAGGCCAACGGAGUGGCCCUGGUAGGUGUAGGGCCCGAGGAGAUUGGGGUUGAAGAGUUCCAGGCGGGAGGCUUCUUCAAGGGAGAUGUGUACAUAGACCCGAAGAAAAAAAGCUACAAGGACCUUGGUUUCAAAAGAUACAACGCCCUUAGUGUGGUUCCAGCUGCCAUGGGAAAGAAAGUGCGAGAAGUCUCCUCAAAGGCAAGUGCUGACGGUAUCCAGGGGAACUUCACAGGAGAUCUCCUGCAGAGUGGUGGCAUGCUUAUUGUGGCAAAAGGUGGCGAAAAGGUGCUUCUGCACUUCAUCCAGGACUCCCCGGGAGACCACGUCCCUCUGGAGGAUAUAGCCAAAGCCCUGGGCAUCUCAGCCAGUGUGGAAGCCGGACAGAGGCCGCAGUGUAACGAUGAUGUUUGUACUAGGUAGAGGACUUGAACUGCCCGGGAGAGAUGAGGACCACCAGCAGAGAGCAGAGAUAUGGGACUCGUAUAUUUUUUGUCUUUUUCUAAACUGUCGACUGUCAUUAAGAAUUUACAAAAAGAUUGUUAUUACAGAGACAAUUAGAUGUUUUAAGGGAGGGAGGGUAUUUCAUGUAAGUGCCUUUUUCCAUCAGAAGGAUUUAUUGAGUAAAGCCUAUUGGAAUGAGCAUUAACGGCAGUGUAUUUUCCUAUGUAGAAACAUACAUAAUGAAUUUCCACUGCCAAUCAUGUUCAAUACACAUUUCCGAGGAGGCCGUGUGGACCAAAGGAAGACUUUUUUAAACAUGAGAUUAUUAUUUUUUUUUUACGUUUUAUUACUUUUACCAAUGAUUAUAUGUUGUUUGUGAUGAAAUAUGAUUCCAUAACUUAAUUAAAUGUUGUCUUUGUAACUAUUUGUGUGUAAUUAAAUUAAGCUUUUAAAAGUUUUA